AUGCUGCGGCAGCGUUGCGGGCAGCUCCUGGCCCGGCUGGAGCGAGGGCUGCAGCUCCUGGAGCUCGGCGGCAGCGUGGAGGAAGACUGCAUCCGGAUCGCUCGGUGCUUCGAGGCGACGCGCCAGAGAUGCUGCCGGCUGGAGCAGGAUGGGCGUCGUGCCCGCGAGCAGCUGGCCCGUGUGGAGGCCGAGCGGGCAGCGCUGGAGGUGAAGCUCAAGCACGCCCGAAACCAAGUGGAGGUGGAGAUGAAGAAGCGGCACCGGGCAGAGGCUGAGCUGGAGAAGCAGGAGCGAAAACUUCAGCUGGUCCUCGAGUUGCUGAUGCGGGAACCAUGGGGCAACGAGGCACUGAGCAGGGAGCAGUGCUCUGUUCUCAGUGCCCUGGCUGGCCGGCGCCUUGGGGCAGCCUUGGCACCCAGCAGGAGGUCAUCUGCAGUGGAUGAGUCGUGCCAGUCCCUCCUGUCCCACUCGGAUAUCAGCUAUGACCGCACUGAGGAUGACGUGGAUGUUGAUAUGACACUGGUGCGGACCCUGAAGCGCAAAGCUCCGGACAGGCAGCGUGUGUCCCUGGCCCCUCAGGUUGGCCCUGUGGUGAUGGCAAAGCGGCACCGUUCUUCUGUGGUACCCCAUAAUGCUGUGAGUGUCCCCUCUAUGCCGCCUCCUGCUGAGGUCCCAGGCCCUGCUGACAACCUCCUGCCUGCUGUUCUGGUGCCUCAACGCCGCUCUCGCCAGGGACAUCGUGUCUCUGCACAUGCAGAGCUGAACACAGUUUGGGGCACCAGUGAAGAUCUGGGCUGCCAUGCUGCGGGGCAGGAGAGCCACACUGAGGGCAGCUCAGUGGGACAGCCAGCACCAGCCCCCUUGCCCUCACCCCCACGGAGUCUCCCAGCAGUCCAGCACAAGUUCACCUCCAAAACGGUGAUCCGCCCUGAGCCUUGUGGUGUCUGUGGUUCCCGCAUCCGCUUUGGGAAGACUGCCAUCAAGUGCUGCCAGUGCCAGCUGCUGCUGCACACCAAGUGUCAGGAGCAGUGCCCCAGCCUCUGCACGCCCAGGCCCCACCACCAUGCCUGGCCCCGGGAGGGUGUGCUGGCUGACUUUGCGCCCUCCACGCCGCCCCUGGUGCCCACGCUGGUGGUGCAGUGUGUGACCGAGGUGGAGAAACGAGGCUUGACAGAGACAGGGCUGUACCGGGUGCCAGGCGCGGAGCAGCUGGUGCGGGAGUGGAAGCGGAAGCUGCUGCGGGCUGGGGGAGCGCUGCCUGCCCUCAGCACUGUGACUGACAUCCACGUGGUGUGCGGGGUGCUCAAGGACUUUCUGCGGGGACUCAAGGAACCACUGGUCACCUUCAGCCUCCACCCUGCCUUCCUGAAGGCUGCUGACAUCCCCGAUGAUGCUGCCAGUGACACAGCCCUGCGCCAUGUGGUAAGCAAGCUGCCCCCAGCCAACAGGGAUACCCUGGCCUUCCUCAUGUUGCACCUGCUCAGGGUGUCACACAGCCCUGACUGCAAGAUGGAUGUGCUCAACCUGUCCCGGGUGUUUGGCCCUACACUGGUGGGAUACAGCUCAGCCAACCCCACACCACUUGCCAUCAUGGAGGACACGCCUCGGCAGUGCAAGGUGGUGGCUCGUCUCCUUUCGCUGCCACCCAGCUUCUGGAGAGGCUUUGUGGAGACAGAGCAGGAGAACCUGGUGCCAAUGCCAGCCCUGGGAUGUGAACGUGCACCCUUCUUCCAGCCCAUUGGCUCUCCAGAGCCCAAGUCAGGCCAGCUGAGCCCAGCUGGCACCUGCUGCCUCCCCAGCACCCUGAGGAGCUGCGUGGGCAAGGCCAGCCGGCCCCCGCAGGGGCCAACCCCGAGGAAGGUGGGCCGGUUCUUCCCUUCUCCUGUGUAG
Agelaius phoeniceus (red-winged blackbird) is the source of this 1890-nucleotide messenger RNA. The record is from RefSeq and is a predicted model, not a curated record. NCBI's taxonomy places the organism in Eukaryota, Metazoa, Chordata, Aves, Passeriformes, Icteridae.